Arachis ipaensis is the source of this 3204-nucleotide messenger RNA. RefSeq names its product exostosin family protein. The record is from RefSeq and is a predicted model, not a curated record. Lineage: Eukaryota; Viridiplantae; Streptophyta; Magnoliopsida; Fabales; Fabaceae. Gene Ontology annotation, molecular function: glycosyltransferase activity.
UUUUUGUUUUCUUGUCACAAUUCACAAAUUACAAAUCCGAUUCCCUUUUCUGGUUCCUGUUCUACGAAACCAAAACAACACCGUUUAUCUUUUUCUAAUUGUUGACCCGAAAGGAAAAAUUGAAAAAAGAAUCAUACCAACCAGAAUGUUAACAUGUGCAGAACGAAACAGUCGCUGUGUUGUCUCAAAUUUAAUAUAAGUCUGACAACUUGGGUUCUCACACUUGCUCGAAAAAAACUCCAGAAAAAAAAUGAAGAAAAACGUUGUUUUUUUCCAACCCCAUUGACCAAAAACGUGACUCGCACAAAUUCUCUAGAGGGAAUUAAAGAAAGGAGCUUCUUUUCUUUAUUUGUGUUGAAAUUGGAUUCAUCUAUUAAUUUGGGUGGUCCCCUUCCACUGUGUGAAUCUUUUGCUGAAUUUGCUCCUUCUGGGGUGGCUUCAUUUUCAUUCCUGUGUAUGAGGUUUCUCUGUUUUGGAUAAUUUCUUUGGCUUCAGAUCUGGGAAAGGUUUUGGUGUCAAGGUGAUGAAUUGGUAAAGUAUUUUGUAGUGUAGAGGAUUUGUAUAGUAUGGCAAGAGACUUGUUAGAUUUGGUAAAUGUGAAGAAACGGCGAUGCUCUUGGUCACUUGUAGCAACAAUUGCUUCGGUUUUGGCUUUGGUUUCUGUUGUGCAUCUGUUCUUGUUCCCUUUGACCCCUUCUUUCAAUUACUUUAAGCUUGCUCAAGAUUCUUGCAUCCCACCAACCAAUGCAUCGGCUGAAUUUCCGAUCAACCUUGAGAAGGAAGAGCCGGUUAUUGAUCUGAAGCAUCAGUUCCCAGCUGAUUUGCAUGAAGCUGUUGUUUAUCGAGGGGCACCAUGGAAGGCUGAGAUUGGCCGGUGGCUUGCAGGGUGCGAUUCUGUAAAAAGGGAGGUCAACAUUACUGAGAUUAUAGGUGGCAAUAACUGCAAAAAUGAUUGCAGUGGCUUGGGCGUUUGUAAUCGAGAAUUGGGACAAUGUCGAUGCUUUCACGGUUAUACUGGAGAAGAAUGCACUGAGAAAAUGGAAUUGGAAUGUAACUACCCAGGAUCACAAGAGGCCCCGUUUGGUCGAUGGGUUGUCUCAAUUUGCCCAGCCAACUGUGACAAAACAAGAGCAAUGUGCUUCUGUGGUGAAGGCACAAAAUACCCAAAUCGACCACUGGCAGAAACAUGCGGAUUUCAAUUUAAUCCACCUUCUGAACCCGAUGGUCCCAAAAUAGUGGAUUGGGCCAAAGUAGACCAAGAUGUGUUCUCAACUAACAGUAGCGUACGCGGUUGGUGUAAUGUGGACCCAGCAGAAUUCUAUGCUGGCAAGGCGAAAAUCAAAGGAGAAUGUGACUGCAAAUAUGAUGGUCUUUGGGGCACACUAUGCGAGACGGCUGUGGAAUCUGUUUGCAUCAAUCAGUGCUCUGGACAUGGCCACUGUCGGGGUGGCUUUUGUCAGUGUAACAAUGGGUGGUAUGGAGUAGAUUGCAGUGUGCCAUCUGUGAUAUCUUCUAUACGAGAUUGGCCGAGUUGGCUUCAACCUGCUAAGAUUGAAAUUCCUGAUGAUCUUCAUGUUAAUGGAAAAAUUGUCAAUCUCAACACAAAGGUGGCAAAGAAAAGGCCUCUUAUAUAUGUUUAUGAUUUGCCCCCCGAGUUCAACAGCCUCCUCCUUGAGGGACGCCAUUUUAAGUUAGAGUGUGUUAAUAGAAUUUAUAAUGACCAUAAUCAAACAAUAUGGACAGAGCAACUGUAUGGUUCCCAGAUAGCACUUUACGAGAGCAUCUUAGCUAGUCCUCACCGAACAUUAAAUGGCGAAGAAGCCGAUUUUUUCUUUGUUCCUGUUCUUGAUUCAUGUAUCAUAACUCGUGCCGAUGACGCUCCUCACUUGAGUAUGCAGGAUCAUUUGGGAUUGAGAAGCUCUCUCACGUUGGAAUAUUAUAAGAAUGCAUAUAAACACAUUGUUGAGCAAUACUCGUAUUGGAAUCGCUCAUCAGGAAGGGAUCAUAUCUGGUUUUUUUCAUGGGAUGAAGGUGCUUGCUAUGCCCCUAAGGAGAUAUGGAACAGCAUGAUGUUAGUUCAUUGGGGAAACACAAACUCAAAACAUAACCAUUCAACCACGGCCUAUUGGGCUGACAACUGGGAUAAUAUUUCUUCCGAACGAAGAGGCAUCCAUCCAUGUUUUGACCCCGACAAAGAUCUUGUGCUACCUGCAUGGAAAGUUCCGGAUGCUAAUGUGUUGACUGCAAAACUUUGGGAUUGGCCCCGCGAGAAGCGCAAGACGUUGUUCUACUUCAACGGUAAUCUAGGUCCAGCUUAUGCUCAUGGAAGACCAGAAGAUUCGUAUAGCAUGGGUAUACGACAGAAACUUGCUAAAGAAUUUGGAUCAAGUCCUAACAAGGAUGGAAAGCUUGGAAAACAGCAUGCCGAUGACGUCAUUGUGACCCCGUUGCGUUCUGAGAACUAUCAUGCUGAUCUAGCAACUUCUGUUUUCUGCGGCGUGCUGCCUGGUGACGGUUGGAGCGGUCGCAUGGAGGACAGUAUCUUGCAAGGGUGCAUUCCUGUGGUCAUUCAGGAUGGAAUUUUCCUGCCAUAUGAGAAUAUGCUCAACUAUGACAGCUUCGCAGUUCGGUUACCUGAAGAUGAAAUUCCUAACUUGAUAAAGCUUCUUCGGGGAUUCAAUGACACAGAAAUCGAAUUCAAGCUGGCAAAUGUUCAGAAAAUCUGGCAAAGAUUCGUGUACCGUGAUGCUGUUAUGCUCGAAGCUGAAAGGCAAAAAGCUGCUUUCGGACACGUUGAUGAUUGGGCCAUCGAAUUUGUAAAAUUGACAGAAGAUGAUGCCUUAGCCACCUUCAUACAGGUUUUGCAUUACAAGUUACACAAUGACCCAUGGAGGAAACAAGUUCUCCAUGAAAAGGAAUUUGGAUUACCUAAGCAGUGUCUUGCAAGCACAAACUGAGGAUCUUGACUAAUGUGAGAAGGUUAUUUGAAACGAUUAAAUGGAUGAAGAUACUAAGGAGGCAAGUCUCCAAUAGAAGUAUACAGUAUAUCAUUCAACAAAGGGUGGACGUAUGUGAUUCUUUUAACCACUUUCAACAUAAAUGCAUGCACGUAAAAGUGCAUUUAGCAAUCCGUGUUAAUGUAAAUUAUCAUCAAUGAAUAAAUUUUGGUAAAUAAUAAUUGCUACGUUAUUUUGGUAUUCUAUU